Messenger RNA from Striga asiatica, 585 nucleotides. Lineage: Eukaryota; Viridiplantae; Streptophyta; Magnoliopsida; Lamiales; Orobanchaceae. The record is from the annotation of a GenBank genome assembly.
AUGUACAGCAAGCUUAACCGCAGGUACCUUCUGCUUCACCUGUCUCCAAAUCAUAUUGACUGCAUCUUCAUCCAUUGGGGGAUAUUGGAACUCAAAGUGGUGAGAAAUGCUUCUAAUUUUAGACCACAUUUCAAUCCAUUUUUCUUUGGUAACGGCCCUGAGCUCAUUUAUCAAGUGGCCAGCUCGAUUCUGUCACUCACAAUAACAGGAACACAGUGGCUGACAAUAGCAUCAAAUAGACGGCAAGAAGAUGGAGUGUCACCCGCAGGAUGGAGACAAAACUUCGAUGAACGCAUUUGUUCGGCACACAAGGUACCAAAAAGGAAAGGCAGGGAUCAUAAAGAUGCAAUUGUGCAAAAAAAUAGGAGCUACAACAUCCUUUGCCAGACUAGAAAUUUUCAUUAUGCGACCAAAAUCCGCAACAAUGAAUAUGGAAGCAUUAACUUUAUCCCGAUAAUGUCUGAAAGCAUUGGGAUGAUGCACCGGAAUCACAUGGUCUCGCCCAUCAGACCUUCUCCAUACUUGCCAAGCACUGGGGCCUGGAUACCUAGACAACUGCGACAGCUAAUCGGACGCAUAGUUUAA